Astyanax mexicanus (Mexican tetra) is the source of this 5402-nucleotide messenger RNA. RefSeq names its product erythrocyte membrane protein band 4.1 like 5 (gene epb41l5). The record is from RefSeq and is a predicted model, not a curated record. NCBI's taxonomy places the organism in Eukaryota, Metazoa, Chordata, Actinopteri, Characiformes, Acestrorhamphidae. Bases 180 to 2486 code for a protein of 768 amino acids. Gene Ontology annotation, cellular component: cytoskeleton. Gene Ontology annotation, molecular function: cytoskeletal protein binding. The transcript has 26 exons.
GAGACAGAGCGAGUAUAGUGGAGAGAGAGAGCGGGGCAGCGGGCUGGCUGGCGGGGUGUUGUGGUGGAGCUGAGCGGUGGAUAUGAGCUCCUCGGAGCGCGGAGCUGCUUUGUGAUCGAUGCGCGGGUGGAGGAGCUGUGUUUACCCGGACUGAGAGUAUAAUCCGCAGGUCCUCAGCCAUGCUGAGUUUUCUCCGGCGCACUCUGGGCCGGCGCUCGGCCCGCAAGGCCGCAGAGAGAGCGCGGCUGAGGGAGGCUCAGAGAGCCAGCACGCACAUCCCAGCGGCUGGAGACACCAAAAACAUCAUCACCUGCAGAGUGUCCCUGCUGGACGGGACGGAUGUUAGCGUGGACUUACCGAAAAAAGCCAAAGGCGAGGAGCUGUUCGAUCAGAUCAUGUAUCAUCUGGACAUCGUGGAGAAGGAUUACUUUGGCCUGCGCUUCAUGGACUCUGCUCAAGUGCCGCACUGGCUGGACGUCACGAAAAGCAUCAAAAAGCAAGUAAAAAUCGGACCCCCGUACUGCCUCCAUAUGCGUGUGAAGUUCUACUCUUCAGAGCCCAACAACCUGCAUGAGGAGUUAACCAGAUACCUGUUCGUACUGCAGCUGAAGCAGGACAUCCUCAGUGGAAAGUUAGAGUGCGCGUUUGACACGGCGGUGGAGCUGGCAGCCUUUUCUCUGCAGGCUGAACUGGGUGACUACGACCCUGCGGAGCACGCCCUUGACCUGGUGUCGGAGUUCCGCUUCGUGCCGGAGCAGACGGAGGAGGUGGAGCUGGCCAUCUACAACGCCUGGAAGGAGUGCAGGGGCCAGUCUCCUGCCCAGGCCGAGAUCAACUACCUAAACAAAGCCAAGUGGCUGGAAAUGUAUGGAGUGGACAUGCACAUGGUCAAGGCACGAGACGGAAAUGAGUACAGUUUAGGACUGACCCCCACCGGAGUGCUCGUGUUUGAGGGGGAGACUAAGAUCGGGCUGUUCUUUUGGCCCAAGAUCACACGGCUAGACUUCAAGAAGAGCAAGCUGACCCUGGUGGUGGUGGAGGAUGAUGAACAGGGGAAAGAGCAGGAGCACACGUUUGUCUUCCGCAUGGAUCACCCGAAGGCCUGUAAGCACCUGUGGAAAUGUGCCGUGGAGCACCACGCCUUCUUCCGGCUGCGAGGCCCCGUCCAGAACAGCUCUGCUCGCUCUGGAUUCAUCCGCAUGGGCUCUCGCUUCAGAUACAGUGGAAAGACUGAGUACCAAACCACAAAGGCUAAUAAAGCUCGGCGGUCGGCUUCCUUUGAGAGGCGGCCCAGUCGCCGCUACUCCAGGAGAACCAUGCAGAACCGAGGUCCAUUCAAGUCCUCAGAGGCACACAAUAAUGGAGUGAGCCCCAGUAAAGAGACCAAGCCUGUCCACUCUCGUCCUCCAUGGUCUGCGGUACCUGCCAGCGCCCUGCCCUCAUCCCAAAGUGCUGUGGAAAUCGAAACUCUCCCCAGGAGCCCCGGCGGCAGCCAAUCAGAGAAGAGAAGCAUGGCCGCCGCGGCCGGCCUGCUCGAGACGUGCGUGGACGAGGUCAUCCUGGUGCCCGUUCCCAUAGCAACGGCGGGUUUGGAGGAGGAGCUGUGCCCUGGUGCCGCUCACCCUUCACGAAGUGCAGCUGCUGAGGAGAACCUGACACUUACAGAAGCUGCAGCUCGGCUGAAGCAGCUGGAGAUCGAGAGUGCGCCGGUUUCUGCUUCUCGCUCCAACAUCAACCUCAACAUGAACAACCAGGAGGAUGUGCUGAAGCUUACAGAUAAGUGUCUGAGCAGCGUGGGCAGCAGUCCAGCGCUGAGUCAGCUGACCGCUCCAGAUGAGCUCAAGAGCAACAUCCUGAAAGCCCAGGCAGAGGCUGCACUCAGGGGUGUGAAAGAGGAGGCAGGAGCAACUGGAGAAAAGAACUGUAACCUGCAGGAAGCAGCAGCCAGGCUGAAGGGACGUGGUGGGCGGAUGGGCAGCACCUCCUCUCUGACGGUGAGCGGCUUUGCAGAGCGGCAGGAGCCCAGGGAGGCUCUAAAGCAGCCUGUCCUGCAGCCGUCCAGCAGCCUUGAAGUGAAAGGGGACGAGUUUGCUUCUUCUGUGGCCAGCUUACCAGUAGAGCCAGUGAAUGAAGCCCAUCCAGCCAAGGGCAAAGCUGAGGAGCAGGAGGCACAUGCGCCCCCCCAGAGUGAAAACCUGAUAGACUUCACAGAUCCCACCCCAGUACUCCCGCAGGUGCAGCCGCCCAAGCCCAUCAUCACCCCGCGGUGGAUCAUUCCAGCAGCUACACAGACCGGCACCUUUACUAACGGCCUCCUAGAGCAUGAUUCUGCAGCAAAGAUGACCCCUCACCAUCCUGAAGGGGGCGCUCUUGCCUCCCUCCCUCAUCUCUCUCACACUCAUAAUGUGAUUGCCACCAGCAUUGUGGCUCACCCACCCAAGGAAGACAACAACAAGCCCAAGGGCCUGCUGACCACUGAGCUCUGAGGACACUACAUUCCAGCUUAGGGCAUUCCUGCACUCAGAGGGACGUGAAGCACCAGGCGCAGUAGACAUGAUGUUACCAGCUGGACUCUGGAACACUGUGGAUCCACCUUUUAGUGCUUGCUGGCUUUGCGUGGUGCCUUUAAGCCCUGGCCCUGGAUCUGCCUCGCUAGGACCAACCUCUGGACUGAACACUGUUGAGAUUUUGGCAUUUGAGGAUUUGGAGAAUUUGGGAUUUUGGGAUUUUGGGUGGCUGCAGCUGUUCUGGGGUCAGCAGAGUUGGAAGAAGGCCUUCCGUUUGGUCGUUGGGGGAAACUCUUGACUCUUGUCCGAUGAGGCGAACUUACAGGUGCUGCUCUGCCACCUGCUGUGCUGUUCUCAAACUUCAUGUAGUUUAGAUCACUGUGAAAAAGAGCCACCUUUGCUGGAUCACUACAGACCAUCUACCAACACUGGAGAUAUUAAUUUAUAGAACUGACUUAGUCCUUUCUAUACCUUUUUAUUUUUUAUUUUUUUUGCUUUCUUUUAUCUUAUUUACCUUAAAUAGAAAUCAGUAUUAAGCUUUUAAGUACAAUAUUCCAUUAGAGGACCACCUUAUUAUGUAGCACUGGAACGACAUGCAGUCAUUGAGCCAUUUAAAUUGUUUGAUUGUUUUAUCGAUGCUGUUUUUAUCUUCGUCAGAGCUGUAGCUGCAUUAUGACCUGCCUUAUUUUAUCAGUUCAUAAUUGUAAAGUCUAGAAUCCUCCGCAGUAAGUUGUCACUCUUUUUGCAUUGUUGCAUUGUUGCAUUGUUCACUGGAUUUUCAAUAGCGGUGCAUGAUGAUGAUGAUGAUGAUAAUCGUUACGUAGUCUCAACACUGUCUGAAAGCUGACCACCUGGAGCAGUGAGACCCAGGGGCAGCACUGAAUACACUGAUUACACACACACACACACACAGUCUGUCUGCAGUUACCUCUACACAGCCCUCAGAGCUGGUAAAACCUUUCUUUAUAUACUCUGUUAGCAUGUGUUGCUAUCUGUGUAGAACUGUAGCAACAUCUGUAGCAACACUGGUUCCUCAACCAGCAGCUGGACAUCUCUGUAAAUACAGAAUACAGUAAAUAAAAAGAACUCUUGAUAUUAAAAAGGAACAUUUCUGGUGUUUUCCAACCUGAUCUCUUAUCUGCUGUGUUUGUAUUGUGUUGCUGUUUAGCUCAGACCGUUAUUUCCACAUUUUCCUCUUCUGGGAAAUGGACAGAAAACACAAACACAAAACUGAUAGUAGACAUGAUUAAUUGGCAGAAAAUAAGAUAAAAAUAUUUAAUGACUCCAGAAAUUUGGAAUAUUACAAUCUAUAAAACAGGAUGAAACUAAUUUUAUUAGGCAAUAUUGAGAAAUAUAGAGAAAUUAACCAUCUAUGGCACUAUAAUCACUUUUUCAUAUUUGAAAGACAGUUUUAAAGCAUCUAAAGGCUCUUUUGUUUUCAUUUACCUCCUAAAACAGGGAUCUUUAAUUAUUUUUUUUAUUUGAAUUAUGCUGGUAGAUCACAGGGCAGUGAUGCUAAAGCAGUGAGUGCUUCUUGUUGUUUUUGAGUGAUACAUGAACAGAAGCACAAAAAUACAAGCUCAUAAAAAUGUGGGAUAAUUUUUUUUUAUAUAAAAAAGCUAUAGAGGGUUAGCUUUGAUUUGUUUUCAAAUAUGAGCGAUUCUCAAAUACUAGAUUAUUAAAUUUAAACACAAUUUAAAGUGACGUGCAGGCAAUUGUUUCCUUUACAUUUCAUUUCUAAGUUUGUUUAAAGGAAUAUUAACCAGCCCCCUUUAACUUUACACACAGCUUUUAUAUUUAACACGAUGCAAGUAUGAUGUCAAAUUUGUAAAAUAUGCCACGUGAAACAGUAAAAAUAUGAAAAUAUUAAAAAUACAUUUUUUUUUUUGCAUAGGAAACAUUAUGCCCCUAUCUCUAGCAUUGUGAGCCUGUUGUGAGCUUCGGCUGAAAGUGCUGUAUUUUGGGAUGCUGGUGGUGAACUGAGUUGGACUAUUUGACAAAAGUUCAUAUUCAUAAUCGUGUUUCACUACACCCCAAGUCCAUUUUACACAGAAUUUCCCCUUUAAACAACAUAAUCUACAAAACAAUGCUUAUCUAACAUAUUAACUUGUGUUAGUUAAUUUCAGGAGCUACCAAUUGACCUCUAUUAUCAGUGUGUUUCAAGUAUUUUCCAGGUUCUUUUGAAAUAGUUUGAAAGGAUGCACCAAAUGUUUAACAACCAAAAUUAAUUGAAUCAAAAUGGCAAAAUUUUUGUUUGUUCUGAUAAGUAAAAAAAAACAAAAAACAAUAAUUUAUACAGGGCAGUGAUAUUUUUUUUUAAAACCAAAACAGAAAUGCAUUUAGGCUUUCUAAUUUAUGCAUUGUUGAAAAAGUUGCUAAACUCUAUGAAAACCCUUAAAAACUUAUAUGAUAUGAGCUUUCAUUCAAUGUAAAAUUUAGUUUGAUUUCAGACAAAUAAUGAAUGUUGGUGCAUCUCUGUUCUUUCUCAUUGUAAAAUGCACAGCACAGUAUCGAUGCAGCCGAUGGAGCUCAUGUUCAGACCCAGUGAAGUCGUGCUGGAGAAGAGAGCUUGCUAAAUAAUCUUCAUUGAUUUUCUGGAGUCGUGUUUUAGCUGAGAGAUUUUAUAUCAGUCACCUCAUCAGUUCUGUUUCAGCAGUGCGAGAUCACCAGUACUGUCAGUGUUUCUGAAGCUGUCCAGCUUUUAAUUUAUUCCUCAUCUCUUCCUCUGUUUUUUAUGAGCACUCUGUUUCACUUCCUGUAGUUUGCUGUAGAGGUCACUAAUGACACGUGUAGAGGUCUGUACGUGUUCACCAGCUGAAGAACUCUGAGUAGUACGGCUUCAGUCGUUUUGUAUGAUGUAGGAUGUUCUUUAAGUAAAGAUGUAUUUUAACAGUA